Ochotona curzoniae (black-lipped pika) is the source of this 2790-nucleotide messenger RNA. It is a transcript of the gene SEZ6L2, whose product is annotated as seizure related 6 homolog like 2. Bases 1 to 2772 code for a protein of 923 amino acids. Gene Ontology annotation, cellular component: neuronal cell body; endoplasmic reticulum. Gene Ontology annotation, biological process: synapse maturation. The transcript has 18 exons. NCBI's taxonomy places the organism in Eukaryota, Metazoa, Chordata, Mammalia, Lagomorpha, Ochotonidae. The record is from RefSeq and is a predicted model, not a curated record.
AUGGGGACUCCCGGGGCCCAUCACCGGCCACCUCCCCAGCUGCUGUUCCUGAUUCUGCUGAGCUGUCCCUGGCUUCAGGGCUUGCCCCUUCAGGAAGAUGAAGUCUUGCCAGAGCCUGCAAGUGAGACCCCCACCGUGGCCACCGAGGCACUGGCUGAGCUGCUGCAUGGGGCCCUGCUGAGGAGAGGUCCGGAGAUGGGCUUCCUGCCGGAAUCUGACCCAGACACCACCCUAGCAACCCCUCCAGCCGGCCAGACUCCUGCAGCACCCUACCUGCCACGGGCCACCGAGCCAGCCACAGGGCCUCUGACCACGGCUGUCACCCCUCAGGGGGUGGGAGGGGCAGGGCCCACCGCCCCGGAGCUGCUGACCCCGCCCCUGGGAACCACGGCCCCGCCCCCUCCAGGCCCCGCCUCCCCGGUCCCCCCUCUGGGACCUGAGGGAAGUGAAGAGGAGACCACGACCACCAUCAUCACCACAACCACUGUCACUACCACAGUGACCAGUCCAGUUCUGUGCAAUAACAACAUCUCGGAGGGUGAAGGGUUUGUGGAGUCCCCAGAUCCUGGGAGCGCUGCCGGCCGCAGCCUGGGGCUGCUGGACUGCACUUACAGCAUCCACGUCUACCCCGGCUACGGCAUCGAGAUCCAGGUACAGACCCUGAACCUCUCACAGGAGGAGGAGCUUCUGGUGCUGGCUGGAGGGGGGUCUCCUGGCCUGGCCCCCCGACUUCUGGCCAACUCCUCCAUGCUUGGAGAAGGACAGGUGCUUCGGAGCCCCACGAACCGGCUGCUGCUGCACUUCCAGAGCCCGCGAGCACCCAGGGGUGGCGGCUUCAGGAUUCACUAUCAGGCCUACCUGCUGAGCUGUGGCUUCCCUCUGCGGCCGGCGCACGGGGACGUGAGCGUCACUGACCUGCAUCCCGGGGGCACUGCCACCUUCCAUUGCGACUCAGGCUACCAGUUGCAGGGCGAGGAGACUCUCAUCUGUCUCAACGGCACGCGGCCAGCCUGGAGUGGGGGACCCCCCAGCUGCGUAGCGUCCUGUGGAGGCACUAUCCACAAUGCCACCCUGGGCCGCAUCGUGUCACCCGAGCCCGGGGGAGCGGCCGGCCCCAACCUCACCUGCCGCUGGGUUAUCGAAGCAGCCGAGGGGCGCCGGCUGCACCUGCACUUCGAGAGGGUCUCACUGGAUGAGGACAAUGACCGGCUCAUGGUGCGCUCUGGUGGGAGCCCCCUGUCACCGGUGAUCUACGACUCCGACAUGGAUGACGUCCCGGAGCGCGGCCUCCUCAGCGACGCCCAGUCCCUCUAUGUGGAGCUGCUCUCAGAGACCCCUGCCAAUCCCCUGCUGCUCAGCCUCCGCUUUGAAGCCUUUGAAGAGGACCGUUGUUUUGCCCCCUUCCUGGCCCAUGGCAACGUCACGACCACAGAUCCUGAGUACCGCCCAGGGGCACUGGCCACCUUCACCUGCCUCCCAGGCUAUGCCCUGGAUCCCCCAGGUCCUCCCAAUGCCAUUGAGUGUGUGGACCCCACGGAGCCACACUGGAACGACACAGAGCCGGCCUGCAAGGCCAUGUGCGGAGGAGAGCUGUCGGAGGCUGCUGGUGUGGUACUCUCUCCGGAUUGGCCACAGAGUUACAGCCCUGGCCAGGACUGCGUGUGGGGCCUGCAUGUGCAGGAAGAGAAACGCAUCUUGCUCCAAGUGGAGAUCUUGAACGUCCGUGAAGGGGAUAUGUUGACCCUGUUCGAUGGAGACGGUCCCAGCGCCCGCGUGCUGGCUCAGCUGCGGGGCCCUCAGCCGCGCCGCCGUCUCCUCUCUUCUGGGCCGGACCUGACACUACAGUUCCAGGCACCGCCAGGACCCCCAAAUCCAGGCCUGGGUCAAGGCUUCGUGCUGCACUUCAAAGAGGUCCCCAGGAACGACACAUGCCCCGAGCUGCCACCUCCGGAGUGGGGCUGGAGGACGGCGUCACACGGGGACCUGAUCCGGGGCACGGUGCUCACUUACCAGUGCGAGCCUGGCUACGAGCUACUGGGCUCUGACAUUCUCACCUGCCAGUGGGACCUGUCCUGGAGCGCCGCACCACCUGCCUGCCAGAAGAUCAUGACGUGUGCCGACCCAGGCGAGAUCACCAACGGCCACCGGACUACCUCGGAUGCCGGCUUUCCCGUGGGCUCCCAUGUGCAGUACCGCUGUCUACCAGGUUACAGUCUGGAGGGGGCGGCUGUGCUCACCUGCUACAGUCGGGACACAGGCACCCCCAAGUGGAGCGACCGUGUCCCCAAGUGCGCCUUGAAAUAUGAGCCGUGCCUGAACCCCGGGGUCCCUGAGAAUGGCUACCAGACACUGUACAAACACCACUACCAGGCUGGCGAGUCCCUUCGCUUUUUCUGCUACGAGGGCUUUGAGCUCAUCGGUGAAGUCACCAUCACUUGCGUGCCCGGCCACCCCUCCCAGUGGACCAGCCAGCCCCCACUCUGCAAAGUGACCUAUGAGGAGCUCCUGGACAACCGCAAACUGGAAGUGACCCAGACGACAGACCCUUCCCGGCAGCUGGAGGGAGGGAACCUCGCCCUGGCCAUCCUGCUGCCCCUCGGCCUGGUCAUUGUCCUCGGCAGUGGUGUUUAUGUCUACUACACCAAGUUGCAGGGAAAAUCCCUCUUCGGCUUCUCGGGUUCCCAUUCCUACAGCCCCAUUACCGUGGAGUCAGACUUCAGCAACCCGCUGUAUGAAGCCGGGGAUACACGGGAAUACGAGGUCUCCAUCUGAACCAGGACUGAGGCUGCA